CGCAUCCCGCCGAUCCCGGCGUGCCCGCUCCACCGGGCCCCUGGAAAAGGGGCCGGGAGAGGGAAGCAGGGACCGGCAGGGAGCAAAAUGGUGGCACCCAACCCUUAGGAAAAGUGCUGCUCCCCUGGAAUCUUGGGAUCUGGGGCUGAGCGCUUUUGGGGAAGGAGGACUGACACGGGAGGGAGCGAUCGGAGCAGCCUUUGGGAAGACCUCUCCCAGAAGAGACAGGGAUGGAGUCACUGGGAAGCCCCACAGAAGAUGAGAACACAUCCUCUCCCCCCAAUACUUUAAAUUUUAACGGGGCGCAUCGUAAGCGGAAGACACUUGUCGCACCUGAAAUCAACAUUUCCCUGGACCAGAGUGAAGGCUCCAUCCUCUCUGAUGACUUCCUGGACACUCCAGAUGACCUGGAUAUUAAUGUGGAUGAUAUUGAAACACCUGAUGAGACAGAUUCCCUUGAAUUCCUGGGCAACGGGAACGAACUGGAAUGGGAAGAUGACACUCCCGUAGCCACAGCCAAGAACAUGCCUGGGGACAGUGCAGACCUGUUUGGGGACGGGGGGACAGAGGAUGGCAGUGCCACCAACGGCCGGCUCUGGAGGACCGUCAUCAUCGGGGAGCAGGAGCACAGGAUCGACCUCCAGAUGAUCAAACCCUACAUGAGAGUGGUGACACACGGAGGAUACUACGGAGAAGGUCUCAAUGCCAUCAUUGUCUUUGCUGCCUGUUACCUCCCCGACAGCAACCUGGCUGAUUACCACUACAUCAUGGAAAACCUCUUCCUGUACGUGAUCAGCAGCCUGGAGCUGCUGGUGGCUGAGGAUUACAUGAUCGUGUACCUGAACGGGGCGACGCCCCGGCGGAGGAUGCCGGGCCUGGGCUGGCUCAAGAAAUGCUACCAGAUGAUCGACAGGAGGCUCCGUAAAAACCUCAAAGCCCUGAUCAUCGUGCACCCGUCGUGGUUCAUCCGGACGGUGCUGGCGAUAUCCAGACCCUUCAUCAGUGUGAAGUUUAUCAAUAAGAUCCAGUACGUCCACACCCUGGAGGAGCUGGAGCAGCUCAUCCCCAUGGAGCACGUGCAGAUCCCAGACUGUGUCCUACAAUAUGAGGAAGAGAGGAUCAAGGCCAGAAAAGAAAGGGCAGAAGAGAAACAAGACAUGGCCGAGAGGGAAAGCAGGCCUGUGCCUCCAGGAGAGGAUCAAGAAACCAGUAUGUCCUGAAUGGGAGCAGGAGGUGGAUGGAUGGAGUGGAAGGACACAGCCUGGCAGCCACCCAUGGCAAUGACCUUUUGGGACAAAACCUUGUCACCAUCUUAUUCCAAGUCCUGUAAGAUCCCAGAGCCUGCCUCCUCUGUCUCCAAGAUGCAAAGCUCUUUCACCUUUUUGGAAACAUUUUACCUUAAAAAAAAAAGAAGAA
Pipra filicauda (Wire-tailed manakin) is the source of this 1416-nucleotide messenger RNA. It is a transcript of the gene ATCAY, whose product is annotated as ATCAY kinesin light chain interacting caytaxin. The record is from RefSeq and is a predicted model, not a curated record. Gene Ontology annotation, biological process: apoptotic process. The coding region runs from base 231 to 1220 and encodes 329 amino acids. Gene Ontology annotation, cellular component: cytoplasm. The transcript is spliced from 12 exons. NCBI's taxonomy places the organism in Eukaryota, Metazoa, Chordata, Aves, Passeriformes, Pipridae.